GCCUGGUCGCUCUCACCAUGCUAGUACAUGGGAAAGAAGACUUCCUCUCAGACAUAGCUUACAUCAUCCUGGAACUGAUCAUUGCAGUGCUGGCCAUCCUGGGGAACGUCCUGGUCUGCUGGGCGGUCUAUUUGAACAGCAACCUGCAGAACGUCACCAACUAUUUUGUGGUGUCCCUGGCUGCUGCUGACAUUGCGGUGGGAGUGCUGGCAAUCCCAUUUGCCAUCACCAUCAGCACUGGCUUCUGUGCCUUCUUCUAUGGCUGCCUUUUCAUCGCCUGCUUUGUCCUGGUCUUGACGCAGAGCUCCAUCUUCAGCCUGCUUGCUAUUGCCAUCGACAGAAUCAUUGCCAUCCGCAUACCCCUCAGGUACAAUGGCUUGGUGACAGGCUCUCGAGCCAAAGGUAUCAUUGCCAUCUGCUGGGUCUUAUCUUUCAUCAUCGGCUUGACACCAAUGCUAGGGUGGCACAAGCGUUCCCAGAUUGAAGAGCUGGGUGCUAAUAAGUCCUCUCCCAUCAACUGCAGCAACAGUAUGGUGGUAUGUCUCUUUGAGGCUGUGGUCACCAUGGAGUACAUGGUCUACUACAACUUUUUUGCUUGUGUGUUGUUGCCUCUUCUCCUCAUGUUUGGCAUCUACUUGAAAAUCUUCAUGGCAGCCCGACGGCAGCUCAAGCAGAUGGAGAACAAGAUGGUGCAUGGGGAACGCUCACGUUCCACUCUGCAGAAGGAAGUCCACGCGGCCAAAUCUUUAGCCAUCAUUGUUGGCUUGUUUGCAGUCUGCUGGCUUCCACUACAUAUUAUUAACUGUUUCACCCUUUUUUGCCCAAAUUGUGCCCAUGCUCCCCUCUGGCUGAUGUAUCUGGCCAUUAUCCUGUCUCACGCCAACUCGGUUGUAAAUCCUCUAAUUUAUGCCUACCGAAUCAGGGAGUUCCGAUACACCUUCCGUAAAAUCAUCAGCCAGCAUAUCCUGGGAAGGAAAGAGCAGUUCAAGGCAGGAACAGCCAGCAUUAGGACUUCCACACAUGGUGGGGAUGGAGAGAAUGCCAGCAUACGAAUCAGUGAGUAUGCGUUAGAAGUGUACACCAAUGGAGAGAUCCACAGGGAUCCUGAAAAGCAGGACUUAAACAAAUGCAAAGCUGUCUUGGAAUGGCACCAGAAUGGAAGUGCUCUGGACAUGGAGACAAAUGGGCAUCUCCCACGUUCCUGCAAAAAUGGGAUUCUCUCAGAUGCGUGUGUGAGCAGGGAGCUUCACCAUGAAGAGUUAAUAGAUGCCCAGGUGUCUUUCUCAGAUCUAGAAAGCACAGCCUUUGCAGCAGCUGAUGUUUCCUGAUGAAUCGUUCACAGUCUUCCUGGUAUAAUUAUUUUAUUUUCCAUGGGCAGCCUCUGCCACGGCAGAAGAUGAGGCUGGGGGGCGGGGGGAGAGAAGUGUAUUCAAGUUACUGUGGAGAAGGGGUCCUUACCCAGGACUUGUUGUGGCAAUCCUAAAUACUAGACUGGAGAAAAAGCCAAGAGACCAUUGAAACAGACUGAGAAAGGAGGGACAUGUAAUCCAUCGAUGACCUGUCACCAAGAGCAGUGACAGGGUCAAAGAUGGCAUUCCAAAUUGAGCACUGGGAGACUGCUGAAGCAGGGCAUAUCGUGACAUUAUGCUACACUGUGUGUCUGUGGUUGUACGUCUGUUUUGCUGUCUUUACCAACAGAAAUAAAACCAUGGCUGAAAGCAUUCACUUGAUUGUAAGAGCAACAAGGAGGAGCCAUCUGAUUCUUUGGCCCUGCAACAAAUGGAAGGAAGAUAGCAACAUCAGGAAGGAUGCCAUCAGCUGCCUGGACAAGAAAGGAAUUUACGUGAUGGGAGCUUUGGAUACCUUCAACCAUGACAUUUUGUCUUUCAGUUCAUGUUUUUAAAGCUUAUAGUGCAACAGGUUGCUCGGAUGUUUUUUCUUGUCUUGAUUAGAUUACAUUAUGUUAAGUUAUAAAGAUGAACAAGAACUCACAUCCAUUCCCUGGGCGCUCAAUGUUCCAGAUGCACAAGACAAAUGUAACCUCAUAGUUCUCCACUCUAUCCAACAAAUAAUGAAAACUAAGACUUAAAUGGAGUUCCCUUAGCAAAAGGACAGUCAGCAGGACUUGGUGCUAGAGCAUGGAUGGUCUUCAUCACCAGGGGUGGUCAUGUCCUGGGAUGCUGUGGAGAAUCAUCAGGUGUUAGGUGUCUGCAGGCUGGUGGGCACUGUCUGGCUACUGCUUUUUCCUCUGUGUCUAUGCCUGCCCUGGGUUCCCAGAGUACAAAUUAUUUCCAUGGUCCGAAGUUGUCAUUCUCAAAAGUCUGUGGGAUACAUUUUUUUUUUAUUUUUUGAUGGGAAGGCAGGGUGGGGAAUGACACAGGAUGAGACAUAUCUACUUACUUUUGGAAUCCCAGCUCAGUCUGAACAUCUUUUUCUCCUGUGGUUUCAGUUGUUUCCUGAUGUGCUUUACUGUGAAGCCUGAUGUAUCCCAGCAGUGCAGAGGCCAACAGAUCUCAGUCUGUCUGGUUAGAAGAUACUCUGAGGAGCUGGAAGCAGUCAGUGUUAGUAGAAGUCUGCUUAGAAACUGCAGUAGUAUGUGUAAGAGAGCAGGCAAAUCUGCUACAGCAAAGGUAUGCACUGAUAUGAUUUGUCGUAGAGGAGUUUCACAGCAGUUUAGUAAUUUUCUGUAUCACCUAUGAGGCCGUGGUAGCUCAAGGACAGCUGAGUGCCAUGUUAGCUUGUAUUCUACCUAAAUAUUUUCCAGCCUCUGUUUUUCAGACAAAUACUCUAUGCCCUGUGCCAUCAGCCUUCCAGGGAGAUGGGCAAUAAUGGUCCUACUAGGAAGUUAGAAGUCUGGCAGUUCUGAGGAUCAAGAGUUUUUCCUUAGCUAAAAAUAUCAGAAGUGUCAGCCUACAGCCCUGGCUCCUCCUCGUGUCUCUCCAUUAACAUUUCAGAACCCAGAUAAUCUCAUUUGUAGGAAGGAAAGUGGAGCUGCAUGUUGGUAUUUGGAGAAGAGCACACUAGGUUUGUGUGUUCUCUGUCCGUGUUUAUUUUAAAUAUUGUGAGAAUUAAAAUUAAGUUUUAUUUGAAGAAAGUUUUCUUUUUUUUUCCAGUCUGUCUGAAUGAUGGUGAAGAGUGGUUUAUAAUACUGAAUGUGUCCAAACUACGUGACUGCUCUAGGCUAGCAAAAAGCUUACUGUAAGCUGGGCAAAAGGAUGUGUUUGUCACCACAAUCCUUAGCAGAAGGACAGGCAAGUAUAUAGAACAGUAGACUCCACAGUUUAAUUGAAUUGCUGCUUACUUGGCAUGGCUCUACCACACAGUCUAACGUCAGAGAUGUGGAUUAUCACUCUAGCACCAUUAGCAAAUACAUGGCCAUUUCCCUAUGACUGAUGCUGUAGGCAGGCCCUCUGCAGGGAGACUUGGGAUCUUGUUGCUCUUUAUCUUCCUUGAUGGAAUAUUUCUGUCGGCUCUGUGCAGGAUGACUCCUCUGGCCUCCUGAAACAGCAGCAGAGGAAUUCAGUCUGAAAAAUGGGGAUCUGAUCUCCUUAGGCCUCAGCUGGGAGCUGAAAUGUUUCUAAGAAUAACACAAGAUUACAUCCGGUAUUCAUGUCAAUAACAAUUAGGUUCACAAAGAAGCAGAGCAGGGAAGGAAGUGUGGGAAAAUACCAG
This is a messenger RNA of Phasianus colchicus (ring-necked pheasant), 3672 nucleotides long. RefSeq names its product adenosine A2a receptor (gene ADORA2A). Lineage: Eukaryota; Metazoa; Chordata; Aves; Galliformes; Phasianidae. The record is from RefSeq and is a predicted model, not a curated record. Gene Ontology annotation, biological process: G protein-coupled adenosine receptor signaling pathway; adenylate cyclase-activating G protein-coupled receptor signaling pathway. Gene Ontology annotation, cellular component: plasma membrane. Gene Ontology annotation, molecular function: G protein-coupled adenosine receptor activity.